Messenger RNA from Durusdinium trenchii, 1219 nucleotides. NCBI's taxonomy places the organism in Eukaryota, Dinophyceae, Suessiales, Symbiodiniaceae. The record is from the annotation of a GenBank genome assembly.
AGCCGGGCUCAAGUGGCUCAAAGUCCGGCCGACGCGACGACGCCGGGCGGAAGGAAAUCAGCCCGUCCAACCCUUUGGACGCCGCAGGUCCAUAUCCGAUAGUGUGAGUGAAUUGAAGCAAUGGAAGGUUCCCAGACUGCGCAGACUCAUCCAGCAUGGUGUGGGAUUUAUGGCGUGGGCAUCAUCGGCAGUUUGGUGCUCUACGGCAUUUUCCAGGAAGGCAUCAUGACGGUGCCUUAUGAUGGAAGUCUUUUCAAAUUCUCUGUUUUCCUUGUACUUUGCAAUCGCCUUGCGGCAGUGAUCUUUGCGGUAGUCAUGGCUAAAGCCAAGGGUGAGCGAAUGGCCAAUGAGGCCCCAAUCUGGAAGUAUCUCAUUGUGUCCCUGUCCAACGUUUAUGCCAGCAGCUGUCAAUAUGAGGCCCUGAAGUAUGUGUCGUUUGCUGUUCAAAUGUUGGGCAAGAGCUUCAAGAUGAUGCCAGUGAUGAUUUGGGGCAUCAUCAUUUCUCGAAAAUCAUACAGCAUGCGCGAUUGGAUGGUGGCUUUGGCUGUCACACUGGGAUGCACCGAGUUCCUGAUGACAGGACCCACUCAUUCCAAAGUGAACUCUGCAAACAGUAUGAAGGGCUUCAUGCUGCUGGGCGGCUUCUUGGUCUUGGAUGGGCUGACCUCCACCUUUCAAGAGAAGCUCUUCAAGGAGCACAAGACCACCAAGUACAAUCAGAUGUUGUACAUCAACCUGCUGUCGGCAACGGUUUCUGCUGUAACGCUUUUGGCCACAGGUGAUCUGAUGCCAGCUAUUUCCUUCGGUAUGGAGCACCCCAAGUUCUUGCUCGACUCUGCCCUACUUAGCGGCUCUGCAGUUGCCAGUCAGUGGUGCAUCUACUCGCAGAUCAAGGAGUUUGGGGCCUUGGUUUUUGCCGCAACCAUGAACGUCCGACAGGUGGUGUCCAUCUUGAUCUCUUACGUGAAAUACCACAAUCCAGUGACCGGCCUGCAGAUCCUGGGCCUUCUGAUGAUUUUUGCGGCUUUAUUCUUCAAAUCGAUUGCGGCGAUUAUGGACACUCCAAAUGCGGAGAAGAAGCCUCUCACCAAAGACUUGAAGGUCGAGAAGGCAGAGGAUGCGCGAACAGAUGGUGACAAGAAAGUCUGAGAAUGCCUUAAAUGUUGACACCCAGAAGUUGCGUGUUCUGAGCUUUGAGUGGGCCAAGCAGCAAUUUCCA